Molecule: messenger RNA, 636 nt
Organism: Meyerozyma guilliermondii ATCC 6260
Lineage: Eukaryota; Fungi; Ascomycota; Pichiomycetes; Serinales; Debaryomycetaceae
Exons: 1
Coding region: 1-636 (211 amino acids)
Source: RefSeq, a predicted model, not a curated record
AUGUACAUUCCUAAGAAAUACGCCGAGACAGACUGGGAGAAGCAAGCAGAUCUUAUAGUCAAUUAUCCUUUGGGUACAGUUGUGACUUCUGGUGAUCAAGGGCUCAUCGCAAACCAUAUUCCCUUUUAUCUCUACACUGAUCUGGAAACUGGAAAGUCGUACCUCAGAGCACAUGUGGCCAAAGUGAACCACCAGGUCCCCAGCUUGAAAGAAAAUGAUAAUGUGAUGGUAAUUUUUCAAUCUGCAGACUCCUAUAUUUCACCCAGCCAUUAUCCCGGAAAACAAGAAACCCAUAAAUAUGUCCCAACGUGGGACUUUGCGGCUGUUCAUGUAUACGGAAAGUCCAGGAUCAUUGAUGACGGCAAGUGGGUUCGUAGCCAGCUAGACAGCUUCACUGCUCAAAAUGAGACCAAACGAGCAGUUCCAUGGAAGGUGAGCGAUGCUCCAGAAAGCUAUACUUCUGUCCUCAUCAAAGCGAUUACUGGCUUGGAGAUCGAGAUUGACAGAACAGAGUGCAAGUUCAAAUUUGAGCAGGAGAAGUCUCGGAAGGAUAUUGACGGAGUAAUUGAAGGACUUGAGAAAGAGAACCCUGUCGUCUCAGAAAUGGUCAGAGAAGCUAAUAAGGUCAAGAGCUAG